Hylaeus volcanicus is the source of this 2892-nucleotide messenger RNA. RefSeq names its product angiotensin-converting enzyme-like. Gene Ontology annotation, cellular component: plasma membrane. The transcript is spliced from 14 exons. Lineage: Eukaryota; Metazoa; Arthropoda; Insecta; Hymenoptera; Colletidae. Gene Ontology annotation, biological process: proteolysis. The record is from RefSeq and is a predicted model, not a curated record. Gene Ontology annotation, molecular function: peptidyl-dipeptidase activity; metallopeptidase activity. The coding region runs from base 357 to 2537 and encodes 726 amino acids.
UGAUGUAAAGGAAUUUGGAUCGUGCGAACUUUGUACAAAUAGUCAUAGAGUGAACAUGCAAUGUGGUAUAAGUCUCACAGGGAGAUAAGGACGAAAUAGUUGAUCCGCGAUAGUGUGCGCACGCAGGAUCGCGUUAAACGUUCGUUUCUCAUUUAAAACAACGAAUUUUUCUCGAAAUUGUUUCGCUGUGUUCGAAGUCGAGCUACGGGAAGGACGCGAGCCAUCUCUGUGCCAGCAUUCUAUUGUUCUCUGUCAUUCUCGGUCAGUCGAUCUUCGUUGCACGCACACCAAAGGCGCUCGUAAAAAAAGAAGUGAAACGUGAACGUCGAGCGAAGUGACGCUCGGCUAGGAAAGGGAUGCCAUCACAAUGGUUUUGGAUAAUCUUUAAUCUCGCGCUUUGCGCGGUCGCGUUGGAACAUGACAGUAUUAAAGCUUUCCUAGAGAUAACCGAAUUCGAAUACGAGGAUAAUUGUAACAUUACAGCGGAUGCUGAAUGGACGUUCAUUAAUUCUCCGUCAAGUGAAACACUGUCACUAUGGGAAGAAAAAUUAAUUUCUUACGCCACUUUCAAAAAUACGCAAAAAAAUGAAGUUGCUAAUGUUUCGAACACUAGCGAUCCAUCUUUAAAACACAAAUACGAUGUUGCCGACAAAGCAGGCGAUGCUUUACUGGAAACUGAAGAUUCUGAAACACUGAUUCACUUUGCUGGAACAGCAGAGUUGCUGAGACUAUCCACACUUCGUACGGGAGUCUUGAAGAACUACACGCGUAAAGAUGUUGAACGUGUAUUGUCUCAUAACAACAAUGUUAACAAUAAAAGGAGUACCUGGACAGCUUGGCAUCAAGAGCUAGCUCCGCUUAUUAAGAAUUUUACAACUGUCUUACCACUCGCUGAUAAGGCUGCCAAAGCAAAUGACGCCAAAGAUGUUGCAGAAUAUUGGGAACUUUUAAGCGGAUUCUCCGAUGGUUAUGAAAAAAUUAAUUACGAAUGGAGUAAAGUUGCUAAUCUUCAUAAGAAAGUAGUGCAAUUCGUAAAAAAUAGUCUAUCGCACAAGUACAACGUUACUAUGGACGACACAAUACCAGCUUACUUACUGGGAUCGCUACAAGGAAGCGAUUGGACUCCCAUAUCAGUUGAUGCAGUACCUUAUCCAGAAAGGAUGUACAAUAUAAAAAAAAAUCUUUGGAAAAGGAAACUUCUUGGAAAGUCAUUAUAUACGACUGCCUCCGUAAUGAGCACGCAAAUGGUAGACCAAGUUCCACAAGCUGAUUUUUGGGAUAAUAGUUACUUUAAUAAACAAUGCCCGUCAAAAUUAAUUAAUUUCUGUAAAGACGGUAUUACGAGGGUGUCCACUUGUUUUGAACCCACUGUAAGCAAUUUUCUUUCUGCUCAUAAAAAUAUUGGAACGAUUGUGUUAAAUCAAAUGUCUGCCGAAAUGAUGCCGGUACUUAAUACGGCUAAUCGAUAUUCUGCCUUAGAAGUCGGCGUUUCAGAACUUUUUGGUAUCUUAGCAGCUAGCCCCGCUUGGCUAAAUUACACUCGUAUCGUGGAUAAUUCUACCGAUAACGAGCAACUUUCAAUUGUGUCAUUAAUGAUAACGGCAUUGGACACGUUACCGCGUCUUGCGUAUUACAUGUCAGCGGACAGAUGGAGAAUUAAUGCUAUCAACAAUGGUAUUACAAAUUCAGAAGAUUUAGUAUCGUCUUGGUGGAAGUGCAGGCAAGAAUAUGAAGGACUCAACUCCAAUGGAACAGAACCACCUACAUUUUUAAAUGACGACUAUAUCACUAACAAUAGACCAUAUCUUUCAAAAUUAACUGGUACUAUUCUCGCAUUUCAAUUCUACGAAUAUUUGACGGAGUCCACGGAAGUCAGAUACGACUCCAUCUUGGGAAGACAAACGAAAGCAGAGUUCAUAAAAAUGAUUCAAGAAGGUGGUGCCGAUGAUUGGACGAGAGUGAUUAACAAAUACUUAGAAAUAAACGAAAUUUCAUCGGAUGCACUUUUGUCAUUUUUCUCUCCCUUAGAAGAUUUCAUUGAUUACUUGGAAGAAGAUUACGAAUAUAAAACAUUUACCGUUAAAGAAUCGGAGCUCGAAGCACUAGAAAAGAAUGUUAUCAAAGAAUUUAAUGCUCCUUCAACAACAACUACUAGUACUACUACUACUACUACUACUGCCCCAUCGAGAAAUAUAUCCAAGAAGAGAAAGAUCUCAAAUACGAUAUCCUCGAGUAAAGAAAGUGAUGAGAAAAGCAAUGCACACGCUACAGUUAACAGCGAUAAGAAUUCAGACCCGAAAAAUGUACAAGAUGAGAAAUCAGGAAACCGUAAAGUUUCAGAAGCGUCGCUUACAAUUCCUUUCGAUGAGUCGAUAGAUGACUUAGCCGCGGACCAAGAUAAGAAACCAAAGAUUAAUACUACUAAGGCAGUGUGGGCUGUGGGUGCCGUACUUCUAGCUACGAUAGCUAUUUGUAUAAUAGCGAUUUUUGGAAAGCAAAGAUGUCGUAAAACACCAAAAAAUAGACGAUAUGUAUAACAACAAUUUGAGGUUAUUUCCACACAUCGAACUUUUUGUGAGCGAUAUUAUAAUUCGUAUACUGGGCAGUAUACACCAGAGAGAAUAUCGACAACGAGAAUUAGAACCUAAGAACAGAAGAGCCGAUAAGUAUUAACCGCACAAAUACUACUAUAUUGUUUAUGUUUUUUUUCUCAAUCAGAAUUAUGAUAACAUGUAUAUGCUACAUAUUACGCACACAACUCCCAACAGUUCCUUUAUAAAUAUGCCAAACUAUAAAAAAUGAUUUUCAAAAGUGCACUAAAAAAAAUGUAUUCCCUAUAUUUUCUGUAGAACCUUCAAAAAAAUAUAUAUUUCAAUACGUUUUUGUAACAUU